Phaeodactylum tricornutum CCAP 1055/1 is the source of this 348-nucleotide messenger RNA. RefSeq names its product high light induced protein 1 (gene Hlip1). Bases 1 to 348 code for a protein of 115 amino acids. Lineage: Eukaryota; Bacillariophyta; Bacillariophyceae; Surirellales; Neidiaceae. The record is from RefSeq and is a predicted model, not a curated record. The transcript has a single exon.
AUGCUGACUCUCCUAAUCCUGAUGACUCGACUGUCUUUGUCGGAAUCGUUCGGGGUGACGACUCCUCGGAUUUUUCGCCCUGCACCUUGCCGCCACACCCAUCGACCUUUGAAAACGACGCUGAGACACAGCACGUUGCCAUCGGAAACCGAGAAAGGCCUACUCUUACCGUCCUGGGAGACGCUACCCUUGCGCCGUCCACGGCAAUCCCGCGAUGCAUUGGAUACGGUCGAACUCGUCGUCGGCCGAAUCGCCAUGAUCGGUGCGCUCUCCUUACUAGCGGGGGAAAUUCUCAACGGAGAAAGCAUAUGGGAACAAGUUGUCGAGAGUGUGUCCCGAUUCUCGUAA